Molecule: messenger RNA, 341 nt
Organism: Hymenoscyphus albidus
Lineage: Eukaryota; Fungi; Ascomycota; Leotiomycetes; Helotiales; Helotiaceae
Source: the annotation of a GenBank genome assembly
AUGCCGCUUCGUCAUGGCCCAAUUGAACGCGAAAAGCAAGCCCAGCAACACAAUAACAAGCGCCAGAACCAAAACAGGUAUCAAAAUACAAAACACGGCGAAGACAACACAUGCUGUCUGAAAAUGGGGACUUCCUUCCAACUGGGAAGUCGCAAGACCGAGUUGCAUGGCAGUAAGAAUUACAGUUACGUAGACGAAGAUUAUGAUCAUGGAGGAGAAGUUUUGGGCGAGGAAGGAGCUGUAGAUUCGGUAGGAGUUUGAGUAGCCUCGAAUCCUAUCUUGAGUGAGGUAAGUAUUCUCUUUUGUAGGUGGAAAGGAAUGUGAGGAUGAGACGAACCUGA